UCUGCGCCGAAGCAGAUGGAGGGGGUUGCCUGUGCGUGUGCAGGAGGCGAGGAAUGGGGGCGGGCACUCCCGCCAAGCCGCUGGAGUUGGGGGUGUCAGCUCGUAGGUGACGCGGGGCUCUCACGUGACUUGGAGCUGCAGAGAGACGCAGCCUUGGGUGCAGUCGUCACUCCCGUCUGGGUACCAGCUCCCCGCUCCCCUGCGCCCCGCGGGCUGGCACUGGGCCCAAGGAAAGCGGAGCAGGUCUGCGGGUCUAGGUGUCUAGUGUCGCGGCGGCCCACGCACGACGAGAAUCGGGAGAAGGAGGAGACUGCAAGGAGACUGGCCCAGAAAAACAACCAGGAAAAAAAUCUCAUGGCAAAUAUCCACCAGGAAAACCAAGAAAUGGAGCAGCCCAUGCAGAAUGGAGAGGAAGACCGCCCUUUGAGAGGGGGCGAAGGCCACCAACCUGCAGGAAAUAAUAGACGGGGACAGGCUCGCCGACUUGCUCCUAAUUUUCGAUGGGCCAUACCCAAUAGGCAGGUUAAUGAUGGGAUGGGUGGAGAUGGAGAUGAUAUGGAAAUGUUCAUGGAGGAGAUGAGAGAAAUCAGGAGAAAACUUAGGGAGCUGCAGUUGAGGAAUUGUCUGCGAAUCCUGAUGGGGGAACUCUCUAAUCACCAUGACCAUCAUGAUGAAUUUUGCCUUAUGCCUUGACUCCUGCCAUUUUCCAUGAGAUUAAUACUGUGAUUCACACUGUUUUCUUUCUCCUUGCAUUUUCCUGAUAACACCUUUACCAAUUCGUUUGCUGUGAACUUUAUGUAAUUUCCAUGUGUCAAGUGGGUUCUGUGUGAUCAGAUCCAAUUGGAGGUUGCCUUGGCACCCAGUCUAAGUUUGUCAACAGUAGAGUCACCCAUUUGCAUGGAAAAGUGUAAAGUUAAUAAAGCAAUUAAAAAGUAA
Suricata suricatta (meerkat) is the source of this 936-nucleotide messenger RNA. It is a transcript of the gene BEX3, whose product is annotated as brain expressed X-linked 3. Gene Ontology annotation, biological process: signal transduction. The transcript has 3 exons. The record is from RefSeq and is a predicted model, not a curated record. Gene Ontology annotation, molecular function: signaling receptor binding. Lineage: Eukaryota; Metazoa; Chordata; Mammalia; Carnivora; Herpestidae. Bases 16 to 693 code for a protein of 225 amino acids. Gene Ontology annotation, cellular component: cytosol; cytoplasm.